AUGGUCAGCGAGCAGGAUCGUGGGAAGAUAAGAACACCUCAUGAUGACCCACUGGUGAUAGAGAUGAAAAUUGCAAAUCUCAGGGUAAGACGGAUCCUGAUUGAUAUAGGGAGUUCUACCGAUAUCAUCAGUGCGGAUUGUCUGUCAAGGUUGAAGUUUGAUGAAGGAAAUUUAGUAGCCGUCAAUCAUCCUAUUUUUGGAUUCAGAGGAGGAGUCAUUCAUCCCAUGGGGACAAUCACUCUACCCGUCAGGGUAGGGGAUAAAGAGGCCGCUCGAACGCUCUUUGUGAAAUUCUUGGUGGUACAAGAUUUGACAGCUUAUAAUGUCAUCCUCGAACGACCCACCUUGAACCACAUCAAGGCUUUCAUAGUGACUCAUUUGAUGCUUAUGAAAUUCGAGUGUGAUGGAGGAAAGAUUGGAUCCCUAUAUGGCGAUCAGCAAGCAGCAAGAUAA
Beta vulgaris subsp. vulgaris (sugar beet) is the source of this 453-nucleotide messenger RNA. RefSeq lists its product as uncharacterized. The transcript has a single exon. NCBI's taxonomy places the organism in Eukaryota, Viridiplantae, Streptophyta, Magnoliopsida, Caryophyllales, Amaranthaceae. The record is from RefSeq and is a predicted model, not a curated record. Bases 1 to 453 code for a protein of 150 amino acids.